UUUAUAAUGGUGAUAAAUGGAUGGAAUUGGGCGAUAGGCGAUAUGUUUUAGAUACUGAAUACAAAAACUGGUGAAAUUUGACGAUCAAUUUCAAAUACUAAUUCCACAAACCUGUGGAAUUUGACGAGAAGUGUUAGAAUACUGAAUACUGGUGAAAUUUGACGAUCAAUUUUAAAUUUUAAACUGGUGAAAUGUGAUGAUUAUUUUUUAAUACUGAAUACAAAAACUGAACUGGAGUAUUUUGGCGAUGAGGUUUAGGUACUAAAUACAAAACUGGUGAAAUUUAACGAUGAAUAUUAGAUACUGAAUCCAAAAUUUGACGUAGAGUUGAACGAUCCCAAAUCUGUUAAAAGUCAUUGAUUUGUGUUUAAACGACGGUCUAAUUGGUUUAAACUGGAUAAGUUUUACAGCAGUUGAAUACAAUAUGUGAUAACCAUGAUUCGUAUGAAUCACAACCAUGGUAAAACUCAGUUAGUACAUACAUUGUUUAUUCCUGUGGACGGUGAUAAACUAGAUUACUUUCAGUUACUGAAUACACAUUUUUAUAAACAUAAGUCAGUCAUAAAUGGCACCAGGUAUUCAGAAAUGAAUCUACGCGUAGUAAAAUAAGCUAAUCAUAAGUACGGAUCUGUACUUAAUAAAUUUCAAUAAACAGAGCUAUUAACUGUGUAUUGUUUCAAAGUGAUAAACGAAAGGAAUUUGUUUCAAAGUUUUAAGGUUUGCCACGGGUUUUAGUUUUUAGUAUUUAGUUAUGUAAUAGAAGGAGUCUGGGUAGUGAUAUCUAUUGUCAUAAGGUAUAACAUCAGACAGGCCAUGCAAUGUUAUAGUCAACCUGUACCUGUGAUUUCUAUCUCCGUGUUCAAUGAAUGAAGCAUCUGACAUCAGGAACAUUUGGCAUGAAUAUAACUUGCAAUAAACAUGUUCGGAAUAUUAUAAGUUGUAAAAUUAUACAAUUAAGAAUGUCGUGAUGUGAUCAGAUUUGUAGCUCUUUUCUAUUAAAAAUUUCAGUGGCUUUCAUUGCUGGCAGUGACGUGGAAUCGUAGCAUAUACAUGAAUAUUUCAUAAAUAUUUCGUAAAUAUAAUGAGUUAGGUCCAAAUCUGAGUUAUUGAAAUGAAAUGGCAGAUAUUCAGGGAUAAUUAUUUCUAUAGCAUCUUGUCGCAGAUUCUGUAUUUAAUAAUUUAACAAUACAAGUUCUUCCUUGUCGUUAAGCUGGUCGGCCCUAGGGAGGUUUGGUUAUAAAGAGUGUCGCAGAUGUUAAACCUGUCUAUAAUGUCUAUAACUAUCCUGGUGAACGUUUUAUGUUCGGUGUACUGAACCAGAAUCCGCUGUCGACGGACAGGACUUAAGAAACUAUGAAAAUUCUGCACAGACCUGUUUGAAUAUAAAACCCACAAUAAGAUUGUGCUGUCAUAAACUCUGUGGUGUCAAGUCUUAGAUCUUCCAAAAAUAAGGAUCUUUGGUCCGGGCAGGACACCAUCGUCCAAUAAUAGCUGAAAGAAGUGUUGUGGAGACUUGAAUAACAGAAGCCAAUCUGGGGUUAGCUUGAUUACGCACCAGGAUUUCUUAUAAACGCGACAAGAAUUUCUAAGUUAUGUGAAGUCUUCAGAUCAAUUAGAGAUGUUGCCAGGUGUUCUAGAAUAGACAUACUUUGGGGCUGUGGAUUAUUUAUAUGAUAUAAAAAGACAUAUUUGUUGAAAUGAAAAUGUCGAGUUUCAGCGUGAUCAGUAUAUGCAAUUACAGUACAAUAAUAUUCUCGGGUAAUAUUCUCGUUUUGUUGAUGGUUGCCAUAGCAACCGACUACUGGGAAUACAACGGUUUUAAUUUUGACGCUUUGUUGAAAAUUUUACCGAAAAUGAACAAUGUGAACGUGUUUAUACCACGUGAUACGAGAACCUACCUGGAAAUUGUUUACAUCAAAGACGAACCGGUCAGGUAUUACACAGGUAACAAAAGCUCUACCCAAUACUUCUACCAACCUCCAGUGUUCGCCACGGUCGGACCUAUUGGUCGAGAAAAGAAUGGUGUGAUUCGGGUAGAAACUAGGAUAUUUGUAUUCUAUCAAUAUAGCAACCUGUUUCGAGACUGUAAUGAUUUAGAAGAUGGUGUACGGCAUCGUUUAGGGAUCAAGUUGAUACAGAAACAGAAAUGUAUAAAUUUUAUCUUUAUGCCAUCUGAUGACUAUAGAUCACAAUACGAUGAUGCAGUGACUGUUUUAAGAAUAGAGAGAGCGGCCUUUUCAUUCGCUGUUUUUUGUAUCCUAUGUAUGGCGGUAUCUUUAACGACAGGUUUUAUUGGUGCAUCCUCCAGAAGGCCACGAUUGGUCAUAAAUGCCUCGGCUUUCUCCCUUGCCUCAGGUAUGUGUCUGCUGGUAGCCAUAGCUUUAUUUAAUGGCAAAAGUCACCUUCAACAGAGAUGGCCGCUAUUGCCCCAUGUGGUGUUUCCUUUUAAACACGAUCUUGACAUUCAUAAAGACCAUAGUUACGGUUGGUCGUUCGUGUUGGCAUGGAUAUGUGUAGCUUUGAAUUUCCUGUCAUCUUUUGUGUGGCUAUAUAAAUCACAGUAUAUGAUUGAUCCAUUGGAACCAUCCCGAAAACGUUCACGACGUCGAUCAAGAAAAAAAGCAACAGCAGUUAAAAAUUACAAUUACUAUCCACAUACUAUAGAAGAAAGCGAGGCUUUAUGCGACCUUUAAAGAUUGGUAGUUCGUAUAUGUAGACACUGAUUCUUGGCACACGAAUGAAAAAUUAUUAUUUUCGACAGUUUGAAAAUUGUAGGCUACUGUUUCAUG
Molecule: messenger RNA, 2789 nt
Organism: Patella vulgata (common limpet)
Lineage: Eukaryota; Metazoa; Mollusca; Gastropoda; Patellidae
Exons: 7
Coding region: 1698-2693 (331 amino acids)
Cellular component (GO): plasma membrane
Source: RefSeq, a predicted model, not a curated record